Messenger RNA from Aspergillus puulaauensis, 1656 nucleotides. RefSeq names its product proline permease PrnB. Gene Ontology annotation, molecular function: amino acid transmembrane transporter activity. The record is from RefSeq and is a predicted model, not a curated record. Gene Ontology annotation, cellular component: membrane. NCBI's taxonomy places the organism in Eukaryota, Fungi, Ascomycota, Eurotiomycetes, Eurotiales, Aspergillaceae. Gene Ontology annotation, biological process: amino acid transmembrane transport. Bases 1 to 1656 code for a protein of 551 amino acids. The transcript has a single exon.
AUGAGCGACGACAAGAUCAAGCCCUCCGCCCCCCAUGGCGAUGUCGAAGCCGCCCCCGAGCUCAAAGGCGGCGCGCUGCAGGCCAUGGUCGAGGCCGACCUGCUGGAUGAGCGAUACCAGAACACCCAGCGCGGGCUCAAGACCCGGCACGUCCAGCUCAUGGCCCUGGGCGGCACCAUUGGCACCGGUCUGUUCGUGGGCUCAGGACAAGCCCUCAACAUCGGCGGCCCCCUCUCCCUCUUCCUGGGCUACGUCUUCAUCUCAACGCUCGUCUACUGCGUCGUCACCGGCAUCGCAGAGGUCGGCGCAUACCUGCCCGUCCACGGCGGCACCAUGAGCUACCACGGCUUCCGCUACGUCUCGCGCAGCAUGGGCUUCGCCAUGGGCUACCUCUACUGGUACUCGCUGGGCAUCCUGGUCCCCUACGAGAUCGUCGCUGCGUCGCUCGUCAUCGAGUACUGGCCCAACCCCGUGCACCUCGCCGUCUGGAUCACCAUCAUGGUCGUGGUCAUCGUCCUGCUCAACUACUUCCCCGUCGGCGUCUACGGCGAGACCGAGUUCUGGUUCGCCAGCAUCAAAAUCAUCACCCUCAUCGGCCUGCUGCUGCUCUCCUUCAUCCUCUUCUGGGGCGGCGGCCCCAACCGCCAACGCCUGGGCUUCCACUACUGGAAAGACCCAGGAGCCAUGAAUCCCUACCUGGUCACCUCCAACAGGGACACCGGCCGCUUCAUCGGCCUGCUGCAGUGCAUCGUCAAGUCCGCCAUCGCCUUCAUCUUCGCCCCCGAACUCAUCAUCGUCACCGCCGGCGAAAUGGAAUCGCCCCGCCGCAACGUCCCCAAGGCCGCAAGACGCUACAUCUACCGCCUCGUCAUCUUCUACCUCCUCGGCGCCCUCGCCAUCGGCGUCAUCUGCUCCUCCCAGGACCCCGCCCUCCUCACCGGAAACACAGACAACGCAUCGGCCUCCCCCUUCGUCGCCGCCAUCCAAAACGCCGGAAUCCCCGUCCUGCGCCACAUCGUCAACGCCGCAAUCCUCACCUCCGCCUGGUCCGCCGGCAACUCCUUCCUGUACAUGUCCUCGCGCUCCCUCUACGGCCUCGCCGUCUCCGGCAACGCCCCCUCAAUCCUCAAAACAUGCAACCGGUGGGGCGUGCCCUAUAUCGCCGUCACAGUCUCCUCGCUCUUCUCCCUCCUCUCCUACCUCGCCAUCUCAUCCGGCUCCUACACCGUCUUCAACUGGCUGAUUAACUUCACCAACACCUCCGGCUUCAUCUCCUGGAUCUGCUGCUGCAUCGUGUACUUCCGGUUCAGCGCCGCCGUGAAAACACAGGGGGUCGAGAAGCCGUAUAAAAGCCGGCUGCAGCCUUACGGGGUCUACGUCGGCUUGUGUAUGGCCGUGUUUUUGCUGCUUAUUAAUGGCUUCACGUGCUUUUUCCCGUCGAAUUGGAGCGCGUCGAACUUUUUCACCGCGUAUAUUGGGAUCCCGGCGUUUGUGCUGCUUUAUGUCGGUCAUCGGGUGAUGUUUUGGAGUGAUCCGUGGGUGUGGAAGAGUGAGGAUGUCGAUUUGCAUACGGGGUUGGAGGAGAUUUUGGCGGCGGAAACGCCCCCGAGGCCGAGGGAUACGAUUGGGAGGAAAUUGAUGGCUUUGGUUGAGUAG